Molecule: messenger RNA, 12402 nt
Organism: Egretta garzetta (little egret)
Lineage: Eukaryota; Metazoa; Chordata; Aves; Pelecaniformes; Ardeidae
Gene: AKAP9
Product: A-kinase anchoring protein 9
Exons: 51
Coding region: 66-11870 (3934 amino acids)
Biological process (GO): regulation of ventricular cardiac muscle cell membrane repolarization; signal transduction; regulation of Golgi organization
Cellular component (GO): Golgi stack; cis-Golgi network; synaptic membrane
Molecular function (GO): DNA binding; potassium channel regulator activity; molecular adaptor activity
Source: RefSeq, a predicted model, not a curated record
CAAACAGUGGCUGGGAAAGGAGAUCCGUGUGUCCUGCUCGAUUUGGGUGUUGCUGAAGAGGUUGGAUGGAAGCCUGGCUUUCUCGAUUGCUUGCCCAAUUUAGGCAGCGGAAGGCACAAACUGAUGGUCAGAAUGGAUCAAAGAAGCAGAAAAAAAAGAGGAAAACAGCAAACAUCAAAGAUGAAGAAUCAAUACAAGACGGGAUUGAUACUGAUCGAUCUCGAGGUGAUGAAACAUCCACGUGCAGCAGCCGAAGGGGAGCAGCUGCUACUGCUGACUUUGCUGUUAUCAGGACUUUGCAUAGCGGAGAAAUUAUCAGACACAACCAGACUUACACCAUUGAGCCAGAAAGUGAAAUUUCCACUACAGUAGAAGAUUACAGUUCUGAGGUAAAUGGUUGCAGUUUUGUGACAAGAACAGCUAUACCUGCAGACUUAAUCAGGGAAGAAGAAUUUGGAGUUGGAGAGAUUUGUUCUGAGCAUGGAAUGCAGCACUCUCACACGCAGCUAGAGGUGAUGGAGAAUGAAUUGGCUGGGAAACAGCAAGAGAUCGAAGAGCUAAACAGAGAGCUAGAAGAAAUGAGGGCAGCAUAUGGUACAGAAGGAUUGCAACAGCUGCAAGAAUUUGAAGCUGCUAUCAAAAAAAGAGAUGACAUUAUCACUCAGCUCACUACUAACCUACAGCAGGCACGGAAAGAAAAGGAUGAAACUAUGAGGGAGUUCUUAGAGCUUACUGAACAAAGUCAAAACUUGCAAAUUCAGUUUCAGCAUUUGCAGGCAAGUGAAGCCCUGAGGAACACCAGCCAUAGUUGCACAGCUGCUGAUUUAUUGCAAGCCAAGCAACAGAUACUUUCACAUCAGCAACAGCUAGAAGAACAAGAAUGUCUGCUGAAGAAUUAUCAAAAAAAGAAUGAAGAAUUUGAAGUGCAGAUUACAUGUCUUCAGGACAAAAUUGCAACGUAUGAAAUGGAAAAACACAAAAAUGAGGAAGAAGAUUUGAGUAAACUACAAGAAAAAGAAGCAUUAGUUGAAGAGCUGGAAGCAAAACUUGGAGAAGAAGAAAAAAAUUCAAAUCAGCUUAAGGAAAAAUUAUCAGAUGUCAGUAAAUUACUUGAAGAAUUGAAAGAACAGAUUUCACUAAAGAACCAGGAGAUAAGUAAUACGAGAGUUGAACUUACCACCUACAAACAGAAAGAAAGACAAUGUUCUGAUGAAAUAAAACAAUUAAUGGGAACUGUGGAAGAAUUGCAGAAACGAUGUUAUAAAGACAGCCAGUCUGAAGCUGACGUUGUGCAGAGAAUGGAAUUAGAAACACAAAGGAGACUGGCACAACUUCAGGCUGAAUUAGAUGAAAUGCAUGGCCAGCAGAUUGUACAAAUGAAGCAAGAAUUAAUUAAGCAACAUGCAAUGGAAAUAGAACAGCGUCUUUUGCAACAAAAAGUAGAAUUUGAGAAAACUUCAAGUCUGUGUUUGAGUGAGAGUGUUAAUAAAGAUCAAAUGCAUUUAAUGAAUAUUAAAAUUAAUGAAUUGAAUGUGAAAUUGCAAGAUGCUGAUAAUGAAAGGGAAAAAAUGAAGCAAGAAUUGUCACAACAGAUGGAAGUAAUUUCAGCAGAGAAGUCUCUUCAACAAACUAAAAUUGAAGAUCUUUUCCAAGAACUGAAUUUUUCAAGAGAGCAGGUUCAAAGAGCCAAACAAACCAUAGUGGAUAUGGAAUGUAGAUUAAAUGAAGCUGAAAAAUACCAGUUUGUGAUUGAAGAUUUAAAAACUCAGCUGGCUUCUGCCUCUGAAUUUAGGAAGGAACUGGAAUUAAAGCAUGAGGCAGAAGUCACAAAUUACAAAAUAAAACUUGAAAUGCUAGAAAGGGAGAAGGAUGCAGUUUUGGACAGGAUGGCAGAAUCUCAAGAAGCAGAAUUAGAGAGACUGAGAACAAAGCUUCUGUUUAGUCAUGAAGAAGAACUUUCCAGACUUAAAGAAGACUUAGAAAAAGAGCAUAUGGUGAACAUGGAAAGCCUUAAAGAUAACUUGAAUAUGCACCAUAAACAGCAGUUAGAUGAGGUACAAAAUGAAAUGAGUCAAAAGAUAGAAGCCAUGCAAUAUGAAAAGGACAACUUAAUGACAAAGCAAAAUCAGUUGAUAUUGGAGAUCUCAAACCUAAAAGAUUUACAGCAGUCUAUUGUAAAUUCUAAAUCUGAAGAAAUGACACUUCAAAUCCAUGUGCUGCAGAAGGAGAUUGAAAAGCUUAGGCAAGAGGAAAAAGAAAAAGCUACCCUUGAACAGGAAAUUCAAGAGUUGCAGUUUAAAACUGAGUCACUGCAGGAACAAAUGAGGGAGAGAGAAGAUAACCUUCAAAAAAAAUGUUCAGAACUUGAAAUGCAAAAUAACCUUCUUAAGGGGGAAAACAAAACUCUGGAAGAGAAACUAAAAAGUAUGUUGGUAAGCUCUGAAGAAAAUGUCGUUUUUAGUAACAGUAUUAGCUCCAAGUCAGAAAUUUUGGACUUGCAAAAAAGAAUAGAAAAACUGAUCACUGAAAACGAGCAACUUAAAAACCAAAACGGUCAACUCCAAGAGGAUACUGAAAGGCAGAAGAGUGCCUUUUCAUUUACUGAGAAAAAACUUGAAGCUAAUUAUAAAGACCUGCAGAAAGAAUGUGCAAGUCUUCUGAAGGCAAAAACUGAGUUAGAAGAGAACAAGAAUAAGCAGGAAGCUGAAUAUAAAAGCAAACUCAAAGCUUUGAAUGAAAAACUUCACCACUUACAAAGCAACAGACCAGUUUCAUUUAAAACUAAAGCUUCUGGUUUUGAAGGGAGUAAAGAAAUCAAGGUGUCCGGAGCAGACACGUUUGAGGCUGGGGAAGUUGUUGAAAAAGAUGCGACAGAACUUAUGGAAAAGCUUGAGGUUACCCAGCGUGAGAAACUGGAAUUAUCCCUGAGACUUUCCAAUCUCUCUGAACUGUUGAAGUCAAAGCAUGGUGAAAUUUGUCAUUUAAAUGAGAAAGUUAAAUCCUUAAAAGAUGAGAAAGAACAAGUUCUAGCAAAAUGUAAAGAACUAGAAGUCAUAAUUAGCCAUGCUCAGAGAGGAAAUAGUAGUAGUAAUGACCCUAAGACAAAAUGCUCUAAAGUAAAAGCUCUAAAGACUGCUGCUCCAGCUACUUCUGAAAGUAGAAAUAACCCCCCUGGUCCAAGGAAUAAAGUUGAUGAAGGAAUAAAUGUAAGAGGAAAUAUAGGUUCAGGUAAAGAUAUCAGUCAUAAGGUAGCAAAAAGAAAGGAUGUUCAGCAAAUGUUGAAAACAGAACAGCAGUCUCUUAUAGAACAUUUGCAUGAGGUGACAGAUGAAACAUCGUUAAUAGCCAUUACACAGAGUGAAAAUAAUAAUCUUCAGCAGCAAGUGGAUGCCUUAAAAUCAGAACAGGCUGAUUUACAGCUACAGAUGGAAGCACAGCGCAUUUGUCUAUCGCUGGUUUAUUCAGCUCAUAUAGACCAGGUUCGUGAGUACCUGAAAGCAGAAAAAGAGAGUGCACUUUCCAGUCUUAAAGAGGAGCUUGUAUGUAGUCAUCUACAAGAGAUGAAUGAUCUUAAAAAAAUGCAUCAGCUGGAGCUCCAGACCUUGAAAAUUCAACAAGCAGAUGAUGAAGUCAAAUCUACACAAAGACUUAUAGAAAAGCUGAAUGAAGCUGUAACUGAGGAAUGUUCUAGGCUUGCUCAGGUUUUAUGUGACAAUCAGAAUGAAUAUUCUUCAGCUGUUGUAGAAGUUGGUGAUAGGGAACAGGAUAUUUUCCGUAGACCUGCUGCUAUGAGAGAAAAACUGAGUGUAGAAUUACCAAUACACAGAGGUCAAGCUCAAGUCCCUGGUUAUCUGUGUAAUUUAGCUGUGCAAGAACGUAUGGAUGCACUUCUACACAAGAUAAUGGAAGAAUACAGUAGGCUGAAAGCAUUGCAAACACAGCUGAUGAAAGAUUAUAAACAGGUCAAAGAACCAUGGCUAUCUUCUUCAGAAAGGAGGAAAGAAGAGGAACCUAGCUACCUGGAAACAAGAAAGGAAUGUCUGCAGACCCCUUCACAGGGUCUAAUGGAUCCUGCGAUUCAAGAAUACUGCUCCAAGGAGAUAGGAAACCUUAAAACACAACUUGAAGAACAGCAUACUCAAGAACUGGAACACCUCCGGUCCUAUUUCCAACAGCAGCUGAAAGAAAGUGAAGAGAGGUACACGACAGAGAUUGUCUAUCUGCAGGAUAAGCUUCAGAAUGCUGGGGUAUCCUCUGACCACACGAGUGUAGCUACAGAUGCACAAAUAAAGCUAAAAGAAGUCUUCAGGGAAGUGAAGUGCACUGACAGUCUUCAUCAGCAAAGAACAGAUGAAGCAGUGGAGCUUGCUAGUGAAAUUGAAAUGCAGAAUGAUCUGGAUGUUCAAUUGCUAGAAAAGCAGUAUCAAGAAAGAUUAGAAGAAGAAAUAGCAAAGGUAAUAGUGUCAAUGAGCGUAGCAUUUGCCAAACAGACUGAAUUGUCAAGAAUUGCUAGGCAGAAGGAAGAAGAAGCACAAACACAGAUUGUACAUCAACAGGGAAUGCAUUUUGAAAUUAAAAAGCAAUGUGGUGAAGAAGAGGUUGACGGCCCUCUUAGAAAAGCAACAGAAAAAGGCACUAAGCAUGAAGAAGAAUUGAAAUCACUUUGCAAGGAACUCGCUGAAGAGUCUGGUGAGAUCAACUCACUUGGAGAACAGCUUCAUUCUAAUAGCAAGCCUGAUUGCGUACUAGGAGAGACCACACAUGAAUCAGUGAUUUCUGAAGAACUUUUUUCACAUGUUAAAGGGCUUACAGCAGAAGAAACACUGUGCUACAGUGAGAUGACGGCAUCAGACACAGAAACAUCAAGUCAGCUGUUGUUAUACGAGGAACGUUUGGAAGAUAUGCGACAGGAGCUAGUACGGCAAUAUCAGGAACAUCAGCAGGCAACAGAAUUAUUGAGACAAGGGCACAUGCAGCAAAUGGAACGUCAAAAAGAAAAUCAAGAGCAACUCUUAGCAGAGCUUGAGAGUCUUAAAGUGCAAUUAGCUGAGCGUGUCUCAAUGGAGAAUGACAGCCUGGUUGCAGAGAGAGAGAGAAUGCUUUUAGAAGAACUGGAAUCAUUAAAACAACAUUCUGUACCCGGAAAAGAGAGGCUGUUUUGUGAGCUACAAAACAACAGCACACAAACGGAGAAUGAAGAUGAAAACCAAAAUGAUGUGAGAGCACAGAUCUUUGAGGAUGAGGAUGGAGGAAGAAAGCCUGAUGAAACAUCUUCAGAUCUUCUUUCUAAAGAAAGGCAUGUUUUUCAGAAGGCUAAUGAGAAACUCCUGAAGAUUCUUUUAGAAGUUGUGAAGACAACUGUGGCCAUGGAGGAGACAAUUGGUCACCAUGUUCUCGGGUUACUGGAUCGGUCUGGGAAAGUCCAGCCUUCCAAACCAGCUGGAUGGGACACAGAGACAGAGGAGUCAGUAAAACCCUGUAUCCUUGUGGGAUAUGAAAAAGAGUCCUGUUCCUCAUAUCGUGGUGGUAGUAUGGGAGAUGAAGAUGUUAACAUGUGGUCAGGAGCAACGGAUGAAGGACUGCUGAGCCAACAUCUUGCAGAAAGUGGAGUGGAAAUAGAUCCUGAAAAUGAAGAACUCAUUCUGAAUAUUAGUUCUCGACUACAAGCGGCUGUUGAAAAGCUUCUGGAAGCUAUCAAUGAAACUUCAAAUCAGCUUGAACAUGCUAAAAUUACUCAGACAGAACUCAUGCGAGAGUCCUUCAAAAAGCAACAAGAGGCCACAGAAUUUAUCAAGUAUCAGGAAGAACUACAAGAACGUCUUAAUGAAGAAACCAAAGCCAGAGAGCAGUUGGCUUUGGAGCUUAGUAAAGCUGAAGGCCUCAUUGAUGGUUAUGCAGAUGAAAAAGCAUUUCUGGAAAAACAACUCCAGGAAAAAAUAAACAUAAUUGACCAUCUUGAGCAAGAACUACUGUGUACAGGUAACAAAUUGCAGGAGUUAGAGGCUGAACAGCAGCAGAUCCAGGAAGAAAAGGAGUUGCUUUCCAGGCAGAAGGACGCCAUGAGAGCAGAUGCUGGGCCAGUAGAGCAGCGCCUAGUAGAUGCUGCAGUCGAUGCAGCUUCCCAAGCAGAAUUGCUGGAGGAAACAGAAAAGCUAAUGAAAGAAAAAAUUGAAGUACAGCGUCAAGCUGAAAAAGAGUAUGAUGAUCUUCAGAAGCAAGUGAAAGUCUUGGAAAUAGACUUGGAAGAACAGGUCAAUCGUUUCAUAGAGCUAGAGCAAGAAAAAAAUGCAGAACUAAUGGACUUAAGGCAGCAAAACCAGGCUUUGGAGAAGCAACUUGAGAAAACAAGAAAAUUUCUAGAUGAGCAAGCAAUUGACCGAGAGCACGAGAGAGACGUAUUCCAGCAAGAGAUACAGAAGCUGGAACAACAGCUUAAGAUUCCACAAAGGAGUCAGCCUGUCAAUGAACAUCAAACCAGAGAGGUUGAACAGUUAACAAAUCAUCUAAAGGAAAAAACAGACAAAUGCAGUGAGCUUUUGCUCUCUAAGGAGCAACUUCAGAGAGAUAUACAGGAACGAAAUGAAGAAAUUGAGAAGCUAGAAUGCAGGAUAAGAGAACUGGAACAAGCCUUAAUCAUCAGUGCAGACAAUUUGCAAAAGGUGGAGGAAAGGAAACAGUUUGGCACCAUCAUAGUAAAGGGAGAAUUACCUCUUGAAGUACAAUUGCAAGCUGAACGAGAAGCUGUGGACAGAAAGGAAAAGGAGGUCACGAACCUUGAGGAACAACUGGAGCAGUUUCGAGAGGAGCUAGAAAAUAAAAAUGAAGAAGUUCAGCAAUUGCACAUGCAACUAGAAAUUCAGCGAAAGGAGUCCACUACACACUUGCAAGAACUUGAACAAGAGAAUAAAUUAUUUAAGGAUGAAAUGGAAAUACUGGGACUAGCUAUCCAGAAAUCUGAAGCUGCUACCAUAAAAGACCAUCAUUUAGUGGCUGGGAGGCUUGCUCACAUCAUGCAAGAAAAGGAGCAGGAAAUAGAUCUUCUUCACGAACAAAUCGCAAAACUGCAACAGCAACUUGAAGUCACAACUGACAACAAAGUUAUUGAAGAACAAAAUGAGCAUAUACGGGAGCUCGAAGCCCAGAUAGAAUGUCUGAAAAGUGAUCAAGAACGUGUGAAGAAAAAAAAUUAUGAGGAAGUAGAGCAGUUGAAUGAUGACAUUGCUGCUUUUCAAGAAGAUGCUGACAGUCUGAAACACACACUUGAAACAGUUCUGGCAGAAAAGGAAGCUUUGGAGAAGCAAGUAGAAAACAUAAAUGUAGAGGCAUCUCGAACAAAGAAUGAGCUUGAGGAGACUAAGUUAAAAAUGAACCAGCUAAGGCAAGAAAUAAGUAUGUUAAAAAUAGAGCAUGAAAGAAUAACAGAGGAAUAUAAGUACGCACUGAUGAAAGGUGAGAGGGAAAAAGCAGAAGAUAAGAGCAAUAAGAAAACUGAAAAAGUGGAAGAAGGCUCAUGUGAGAAGGUAGAGUUGCUAGACCAAUCCCAGCUUAGGUCUUCAGAUGAGAAUACAAGAGUCGCCAUUAGCAAGAUGGAGGUACAACUGCAGCACCUUCAGGCAUGCAUUAAGGAAAAAGAUUCAGAACUAUGCCAGUCCUACAGUGAAAUAAAAGAGCUGAAAGAGCAAGCCAAAGCUGAAAGAGAAACACUUAAAAAGAGGAUAUUAGAACUGGAAAAGGCACUGGUGGAAAAAGUUGCUGCUGCUCUUGUGAGUCAGGUUCAGCUAAAUGCAGUUCAAGAACAAAGGAAAUUCGUGCAGGAAAUUCAGGAAGCUUCAAAAUGUGUGGAGGAAGCAAGCAAGAAUGCCCAAACAGAGGGUUUGAGUGAUGGAACUGAAAGUCAGAUGGAAUCAAAAUUGUCACUCUUAACACACAAGCUUAGUGAGAUGCAGGACCAACUGGCAGCAGUAAAUCAUAACUUGGAGCUAGAAAAAGAGAAUGUAAAAGCUGCACAAAAGGAAGCUAAAGUGAAAGAAGAGAGACUCUUAGAACUUCAGCAAUUACUAGAAGAGAUUCAAGAAAAACACAAAGGAGAGAUUCAGAAAGACAUUAAGCAAGAAGAAAUGCAGACAUUUCAGGUAGGAGCACAACUCAUGGAAAGUCAAAAAGAAAAUGUCCUUAUUACUGAACUUGAACUAGAGCAAGUUAAAGAAGAAGCAGCUGCUGCUAAGGAAGAACUGAGCAGUUACAGAGAAAAGGCAGAAAAACUUCAGCAAGCUCUAGCAGUAAAAGAAGCAAGUCUGAUACAUCUUCAAGAAGACCUAUGCAAAGUUAAAGAGAACCUAGUUCAAACAGAAGAGAGGCUUGCUAGUUACAUGAGAAAGGACAAAGAAAUGGCAAAAACUGAAAGCAAAAAGGAUGCAGAAAUAUUGUGUGAUUUGUCAGCCAGUGAGUCUACCCUAAUUAGAAAAAGCUCAUCAUCACAAACAGAUGAGACUGUGGAAGUCAACAGCUGUAUCCAAACUUCACCAGUCCUUGUUAAAAAUGCAGAAAUCCAAAUUGAUUUGCAAAAUGGAUGUUCUUCAGAAGAAAUUGCAGAGAUCAUAAGAGAAUUUACUGAAAAAAUUGAUCAAAUGCAAGAACUCCAUGCUGCCGAAAUCAUGGACAUGGAGACAAGGCAUAUCUCUGAAUCCGAAGCAUUAAAGAGAGAGAAGUUUGUUGCAGUGGAAGUAUUGACUGAAGAAUGUAAUAGUUUAAAGGAAGUCAUAGAAACUCUACGAGCUAAAGAAAGAGUCCCAGUUUCUGGAUUAGCACGUUCUCCACCGUAUCAAGCUAGAGAUGGCGGUUCUAGUGACUCCAGUUCAGACUGGAGUCAAGGAAUGUAUCUUGCUCAGACCCAGGGAUCUGACAUGAUAUCUGAAGGAAUAGAUGAAGGUGAAACUUCAACAGAUUUACUUCCAAAAAAAAUUAAGGGUUUGCUGAGAGCAGUCCAUCAUGAAGGCAUACAGGUUUUGUCUCUCACUGAAUUUCCAUAUGGUGAAAGAGAGAUGCCACCUCUUAAGCAAGAGCCAGAAUCUUGGCUGGAGGAAAGGAAAGCUUUUCUAAGCACCAUUUCAUCUUUGAAAGACCUAAUUGCAAAAAUGCAACUUCAUAGAGAGGCUGAGAGUUAUGCAAGUACUGAAUCUCCUGAAGAUGUCUCAGACUGGCGAGGAGAACUUCUGCACGCUAUUCAGCAGCUUUUUGUGAGAGAACAAAAUGUUCUUCUUGCUGCGUUUCAAACUGAACUUGCAGAACUGGGCACAAGAGAUACAGUCAUACUGAUGAAUCAGUUAGAGCACAGACUACAAGAGCAGGCUACUAACCAGAGAGCAGCAAUGGACUGUCUUCAGAAUGCAGACAGAAGAAGUUUGCUGAUGGAGAUUCAAGUAUUACAUGCUCAGAUGAACAGUAAGAAAAACAAUCCAAAGAGAGAACAAGAGAGUGAUUCAAAAAGCCAAGGUGACUUCUGUGAAAUGCUGGAGUAUAAUAUGCAGCAGAAGCAGUCACAGAUACUGGAGAUGCAAGUGGAGCUCCGGAGUAUGAAGGACAGAGCAGCUGAGCUUCAGGAACAGCUGAAUUCAGAGAGAAUGAAGGGUGCUGAGCUGAAGAAUGAACUUGCGCAAGCCAAACUAGAGCUUGAAACAACCCUUAAAGCACAGCACAAGCACUUCAAGGACCUAGAAACCAUCAGGACUGAAGUUAAAGAAAAAGCAGCUGAGCUAGAUGUUCUCAAGGAUACAAUGGCCAGCGAACAGAAAAAAUCAAGAGAACUACGAUGGGCUUUGGAAAAGGAAAAAGCUAAAAUGGAACGUAGUGAGGAAAGAGGAAGAGAAGAGCUUGAGGAUUUAAAAUUCUCACUUGAAGAUCAAAAACAAAAGAACUUGCAGUUAACUAAACUUUUGGAGCAAGAGAAACAGCUGUCAACUGAUCUGCAACAGAAAAUCGAAUCCCAAGAAGCACUCAGCGCUGCCCAGCUGUCACGUGAACGAGGCCGUAAUUCUGAGUUGCAGGUGCUUCUUGAAUCAGAGAAGGUUCGAGCUCUUGAAAUAAGCAGUGCCCUAGAAAGGGAAAAAGAGCUAUGUGCUCAGCUUCAAAGUGCUGAAGAUAAGGGGCAAGCUGGAACACCUAAUCCAUCUGAGGAAUUACUUAAAGAGCUACAGAAACAAAUGGAUGAAAAGCAUGACCGUAUAGUGGAGUUAGUAAGUGAGAUGGAGAAGUACAAACUGGAAUCUGUGCAAGUGAGACAGCAAAUGGAGAAAGAAAGGCAGAUCCAGAGGAAAGCGUUACAAGCAGAACAAGAUGCUAACAUAAUAGCACAGAAGAAACUCCAUGAACUGGAGUCCAAAGUCGAAGACCUUCAGUGGCAACUUGGAGAAAAGAAGCAAGAAGUUCAUAAAUUAGGGAAUGAAACAAAGAAGUUGCAGGAAAUAAUCCAAGAACUACAGAAAAGAGAGCAGGAGAAUGAAGGAAGAAAGGAAGACGAAAGGACACCAAGACACAAUCCAAAUGAGACUACCUGGGAUACACCCAAUGACAGAACAAGGAAUUGGGUUCUCCAGCAAAAAAUGGAAGGAGCCGAGACAAACGAAUCAACCUACCCCACGCUGACGGGAGGAGGAGAUCUCUCUGCUGCUACUGAAAUUCUGGAAAAUGUCAGACAAAAGCUGCAAAACGCAUCUCCAAAGCUGAAGCAGUUGGCUCGGAAAGCUGCUAGCAGAUUACAGUUUGAAACAGCAGAUGAUCAAGAUUUCCUUGCAAUACAAAAUGCUAUUGAAGAAGUUAUUUCUGAGCUGCAAAAACUGUCUGGAUUGUCCUACCUGGAAGAGCUGAAGCUCGUGCUACUCCCAGGGACUCCAUCUAGCUCGUUGACUGAGAGGCUGCUGAGACAGAAUGCUGAGCUGACGGGCUUUGUCAGCAGACUGAGUGAAGAAAAGAAUAAUUUGAGGAACGCUGUUAUGAAACUGGAGGAAGAACUGAGAAGAUACCAGCACAGACAACCUUCUGGAGACUAUUCUUCUAGACACUCAUCAGAUGUUGGCGUUAAUAUCGAUACUCUUGUUGCCUCCGAGAAGGAAACGUGGAACAGAGAAAAGCUGUCACUGCAGAAAUCUUUGAAACAAGCCAAUGCGGAGCUCUCCAAGCUGAGAGCAGAGCUCAGGAGCGAAGCUUUCCUCAGAGAACUGGGAUCAGAUUCUGAAAAUGCUGUUUUACGGAGAAUUUAUGGCAAAUACCUACGAGCAGAGAGCUUUCGGAAAGCUCUCAUAUAUCAGAAAAAAUAUUUGCUGCUGUUACUAGGCGGAUUCCAGGAGUGUGAGGAAGCCACGUUGGCCCUCAUUGCACGAAUGGGUGGACAGCCUUCCUACACAGACCUCGAAAUCAUCACACAUCAUUCAAAGGGUUUUACAAGAUUUCGCUCUGCAGUCAGAGUGUCCAUCGCAAUUUCAAGAAUGAAGUUCCUGGUUCGUCGAUGGCACAGAGUUACGGGUUCUGGUAUACUAAGUGUCAAUAGGGAUGUCUUUAGCCAGAACACAGGUAAUGAAUUACGGCCUGAUUCAUUCUCUGGUGGCAUGGAUCUUUAUGGAGAACAAAGGCAUUCCUAUAGAUCCAGGUCAGACAUGGAGUCUCCUAGAUCUCCUGUAAACUUUCAACAUAAGUUCCACGGUACGCACAUGGAGUUAAACCCGGUCUCUUUCGCCUGUUCUCAGCUGCAGAACUAUGAUCCUGAAAGAGCUUUAACAGAUUACAUCAAUCGGCUGGAGGCACUACAAAGGCGACUCGGCAGCGUGCAGUCGGGUUCGACUUCAUACACUCAGCUGCACGUGGGUAUGAGAAGAUAAUACCCUUUCGACACCUCCAUCACUGGCAGUGAUGUUAGUGGAUUGCCUUCUGUAAAUCUGUGCUCUUCCCGUGCUUUUGUAUAAUGUGUAUAUUGUGGGACCAACAUGAACACAGCUACACAGUUGUAUACAGUUCCAUCCUGCACACCCACGCAGACUGGGAUCUAUGUAUAUAGGCGCUUCGUGUUCAUGGAAAAAAAAGAAGAAAAAAACAAAACCAAAAAAAACCCCCAUCAUUAAAUUACAUGUAUAUUUGUGGAAUGCCUAAUUUAAAUGAUUAACUUAUGAAGUGUGUAUUUAUCAAAAGGGUGCGAAGAUGAAACUUGUGCAUUAAUGAAAUUGAGCUACAUUCAGCAGAGUUUACUUGCACUUUUUCUGGCAAGGCUACUGAAGUUACACGACUCGUACUAUUUGCUACUGGCAGCGCAGACAGAAUAUCACUUGUAGAGACCUAUUUUUGUAAUGGUAGAAGUUUUGAAUUUUAUGGGUAUUUUGUCAAAGUACUGAAAUAAAGAUGACUUCAUGCUUUUAA